Messenger RNA from Rhododendron vialii, 4039 nucleotides. Its product is annotated as cellulose synthase-like protein D3. The transcript has 4 exons. The record is from RefSeq and is a predicted model, not a curated record. Gene Ontology annotation, biological process: cellulose biosynthetic process; plant-type primary cell wall biogenesis. Lineage: Eukaryota; Viridiplantae; Streptophyta; Magnoliopsida; Ericales; Ericaceae. Bases 350 to 3778 code for a protein of 1142 amino acids. Gene Ontology annotation, molecular function: cellulose synthase (UDP-forming) activity; mannan synthase activity. Gene Ontology annotation, cellular component: plasma membrane; trans-Golgi network.
AUCAGAUCUUCUAUAUUUGGUGGUUGGGAGCCGAAGAGGCCUCUUAUUAGAGCGCGUAGAUUUGAUUCUUGUUCGAAGGGGUUUUGUACUUUUCAGACUAUAUCAGCUGAGUUUUUGGUGUGUUUUGUUGUACUCGGUCCUCGACUGGGUCUCUUUUUUGAAUUGUUAAAUUCAACAUCCAGAGAGAGAGAGAGAGAGAGAGAGAGAGAGAGGUCGCGUUAGGUUUUGGAGUAGUUAUUUGAAGAAAUACGGGACUGGGUCGCACAUCAAGUUUUAUCCCAUAGAAAGCUUCGUGAGUCUGUGACAGUUAUACUGGUGAUCCAUAAUCUCCUACUACACAAUUUAUACCAUGGCUUCAAGGUCAUCCAAAGUUUCAGAAUCGUACAAUGGAAAGUCAGGUCCCCUGUCAGUGACCUUCGCCAGGAGGACUUCAUCAGGCCGAUAUGUCAACUACUCGAGAGAAUCCAAUGAUCUUGACAAUGAUAUUGCCAGUGGUGAGUUCAUGAACUACACAGUGCACAUCCCACCAACACCUGAUAACCAACCGAUGGACGCAUCCGUUGCUCAGAGAGUUGAGGAGCAAUAUGUGUCUAGUUCAUUAUUUACCGGCGGUUUCAACAGCCUUACUCGUGCCCAUUUGAUGGAUAAGGUGAUUGACUCCGAAACAAGCCAUCCUCAAAUGGCUGGGGCAAAAGGGUCUUCUUGCGCAGUACCUGGUUGCGACGGAAAGGUGAUGAGCGAUGAGAGGGGUGAAGAUAUCCUCCCUUGUGAAUGUGAUUAUAAGAUAUGUAGGGAUUGUUUUGUUGAUGCUGUGAAAACUGGAGAUGGGAUUUGUCCGGGGUGUAAAGAGGCUUACAAGGACACGGAGUUGGAUGAGAGAGCAGUGGAUGACAGCCAGCCUCUCCCUCUGCCGCCGCCGCCUGGGGGGAUGUCAAAGAUGGAGAGGAGGUUGUCAUUGAUGAAAUCUACAAAAUCGAUCUUGACAAGGAGCCAGACAGGGGAUUUUGAUCAUAACCGGUGGUUGUUUGAGACGAAGGGAACUUAUGGAUAUGGGAAUGCUAUUUGGCCCAAGGAAGGUGGGUUUGGGAAUGAGAGAAGUGAUGUUGGUGAUGAGCCUGAUGAGCCUUCAGUACUUCUUAGCAAGCCCUGGAGGCCCUUGACUCGCAAAUUAAAGAUACCUGCUGCAAUUUUGAGCCCAUAUCGGCUCCUAAUAUUUUUACGGAUGAUUGUUCUGGUGCUAUUUCUUGUAUGGAGGAUCAGCCACCAAAAUACUGAUGCAGUCUGGCUGUGGGGCAUGUCUGUGGUUUGUGAGCUUUGGUUUGCAUUCUCAUGGCUACUGGACACGCUCCCAAAGUUCUGCCCCGUGAAUCGGGCCACCGAUCUUGCUGUUCUGAAAGAAAAGUUUGAAACCCGUGGCCCAAACAACCCCACCGGAAAAUCCGAUCUUCCGGGGAUUGACAUAUUUGUUUCUACUGCGGACCCUGAAAAAGAGCCGCCUCUUGUCACUGCCAACACCAUCCUAUCAAUUCUUGCGGCUGAAUAUCCAGUUGAAAAGCUUUCGUGCUAUGUGUCUGACGAUGGAGGGGCCCUCUUAACCUUUGAGGCCAUGGCAGAAGCCGCAAGUUUUGCCAACUUGUGGGUCCCAUUUUGCCGGAAGCACGAUAUUGAGCCAAGGAAUCCCGAAUCUUAUUUCAGUUUGAAGAGAGAUCCUUAUAAGAAUAAGAUGCGUCCAGAUUUUGUCAAGGAUCGUAGGCGGGUAAAGCGUGAGUAUGAUGAGUUCAAGGUUCGAAUUAAUGGCCUUCCGGAUUCGAUUAGGCGGCGUUCUGAUGCUUAUAAUGCUAGAGAGGAAAUCAAAGCUAUGAAGCAACAGAGGGAGAAUGGUAACCUUAACGAUGAAUCUCUGGAAACUAUAAAGGUCCUUAAGGCUACCUGGAUGGCAGAUGGAACCCAUUGGCCCGGCACUUGGGUUGAUUCUGCUCCAGAGCACACUAGGGGUGACCAUGCCGGAAUUAUUCAGGUGAUGUUGAAACCCCCAAGUGAUGAACCAUUACACGGCGCAGCAGCUGAUUCCAAUCCUAUCGACCUAACAGAAAUUGACAUCCGACUCCCUUUAUUGGUCUACGUUUCUCGCGAAAAGCGUCCAGGAUACGAUCACAACAAGAAAGCCGGCGCAAUGAAUGCUCUGGUUCGCGCCUCGGCUAUCAUGUCCAAUGGACCCUUCAUUUUGAACCUCGACUGUGACCACUACAUUUACAACUCCAUGGCAUUGAGAGAAGGCAUGUGUUUCAUGAUGGACCGUGGCGGCGAUCGCCUUUGCUUUGUCCAGUUCCCCCAGAGAUUCGAGGGAAUCGAUCCAUCCGACCGCUAUGCCAAUCACAACACAGUUUUCUUUGAUGUCAACAUGCGUGCUCUUGACGGGCUUCAGGGGCCUGUUUAUGUCGGAACCGGAUGCCUCUUCCGCCGGAUUGCAUUGUAUGGUUUUGAUCCUCCUCGAUCAAAGGAAUACCACCAAGGUUGCUGUAGCUGUUGCUUCGGUCGACGUAAAAAAUCUUCUACGGUAGCUUCUGCCUCAGACUCGAAAAGAGCGCUUCGAAUGGGAGAUUCUGAUGAUGACGAGGAAAUGAACAUCUCUCUUUUUCCCAAAAAAUUUGGCAACUCGUCUUUCCUCGUUGACUCCAUUCCAGUGGCGGAAUUCCAGGGCCGACCACUUGCUGAUCACCCUGCCAUCAAGAAUGGACGAGCUCCAGGCGCUCUUACCAUCCCACGGGACCUACUUGAUGCAUCCACGGUCGCUGAAGCAAUUAGUGUUAUCUCGUGUUGGUAUGAAGAUAAAACUGAAUGGGGAACCCGAGUCGGGUGGAUCUACGGAUCGGUGACAGAAGACGUGGUGACUGGUUACCGGAUGCACAACCGGGGUUGGAAAUCCAUCUAUUGUGUCACCAAGAGGGACGCCUUCCGUGGGACUGCUCCAAUCAAUCUGACAGACCGGCUCCACCAGGUCCUCCGGUGGGCGACAGGCUCCGUUGAGAUUUUCUUCUCCCGCAACAAUGCUAUUCUGGCGAGUACAAAGAUGAAGUUUUUGCAGAGGAUUGCGUACCUCAACGUCGGAAUAUACCCUUUCACCUCGUUUUUCCUUAUCGUCUACUGUUUCCUUCCAGCACUAUCCCUUUUCUCUGGCCAAUUCAUUGUCCAGACCCUAAACGUGGCGUUCCUCACCUACCUCUUGAUCAUCACAUUGACUCUUUGCAUGCUUGCGGUGCUUGAGAUCAAGUGGUCUGGCAUCACACUGGAAGAAUGGUGGAGAAACGAGCAAUUUUGGUUAAUUGGAGGCACGAGCGCUCAUCUUGCCGCUGUGCUUCAGGGCCUACUGAAAGUAAUUGCUGGGAUUGAAAUUUCAUUUACGUUGACAUCAAAAUCUGGCAGUGAUGAUGUGGAUGAUGAAUUUGCCGAUCUCUAUGUUCUCAAAUGGACGUCCCUCAUGAUCCCACCGAUCACAAUCAUGAUGACUAAUUUGAUUGCCAUUGCAGUGGGAGUUAGCCGGACAAUAUAUAGCACUAUACCACAGUGGAGCCGUUUGUUAGGAGGGGUGUUUUUCAGCUUCUGGGUUUUGGCUCAUCUCUACCCUUUUGCGAAAGGGCUUAUGGGAAGGCGUGGGAGGACACCCACCAUCGUGUUUGUUUGGUCCGGACUCAUUGCAAUCACCAUAUCUCUCCUUUGGGUGGCUAUCAGCCCCCCGUCCGGUAGUUCUGGAAUUGGCGGAUCCUUCACGUUCCCGUGAUUUGGUCCUUAAAGGUAAAAACCUCAUUUUGUUAUCGGUCUGAACUUCGAGCCUGAUUUCUGCUGUUUUUUUUUUCCCAACAGCUUGUACUGAAAAAUGGCUAGGGCCUUGGAUUCAUUGGUAUUGUUGUUCCUUCAUUCUUGCUUAAAUUCAGAUGUUCAUAGAUUGUGAUCCCAUACACCAUUUUUUUUCCCCCGUAGUUAUGAUCUUGUAACUAGAGACGUGACAGUAGAAGAUGAAAGUUGAAUUUUUUUUUUCUCA